AAUAAAGAGCUUGCUGGGAAUCGCCUUAAUGAAUUGGAGGAACUACGUCAGGAUCUUGAGGAAGUAACAACACAAAAUGAAAAGCUCAAGGUUGAGCUGCGACGAGCAGUGGAAGAGGCUGUGAAGGAGACCCCGGAAUAUCGCUGCAUGCAGUCCCAGUUUUCUGUUUUGUAUAACGAGAGUCUCCAGCUGAAGGUGCACCUUGACGAGGCCCGCACACUGCUCCACAGCACCCGUGCCACACACCAGCGCCAGGUUGAACUGAUUGAGAGGGAUGAGGUCAGCCUUCACAAGAAGCUACGCACUGAGGUGAUUCAGCUGGAGGACACCCUGGCACAAGUCCGCAAAGAAUAUGAAAUGUUGAGGAUAGAGUUUGAACAGACACUUGCUGCCAAUGAGCAAGCAGGCCCAAUUAAUCGGGAGAUGCGUCACCUCAUCAGCAGCCUCCAGAAUCACAACCACCAGCUGAAGGGAGAGGUGUUGAGAUACAAGCGCAAACUGAGAGAGGCCCAAUCUGACCUGAGCAAGAUCCGCUCUCGCAGUGGCAGCGCUCUCCUCCAGACCCAGUCCAGCACUGAAGACACAAAGGAGGAACCUGCAGAGGUCAAGCAGGAGCCUGAUGAUCCUUCUGCCCAAGUGUCUGUUCCCAAGGCUGCUUCUGAAGAUGUUCAUGAAAUGAAGGCCAGACGAGACGAAGAGGAACGGGAGCGGGAGAGACGAGAAAGGGAGAGGGAACGAGAGAAGGAGAAAGAGAGAGAACGAGAAAAAGAGAAAGAGAAGGAAAAGGAACGAGAGCGGGAAAAGCAGAAGCAGAAGGAAUCAGAGAAGGAGAGAUAAUUGAAAGAGAAGAAAGGGAAGCAUGAAGAGGGAAGAAAGAAGGAGGCUGAAGUGGUCAAGCAGCUGAAGGCUGAGCUCAAGAAGGCCCAGGAGAGCCAGAAGGAGAUGAAACUGUUGCUAGAUAUGUACCGAUCAGCCCCCAAAGAGCAGAGGGACAAAGUGCAGCUGAUGGCAGCUGAGAAGAAGGCAAAAGCUGAGCUUGAAGAACUGCGGCAGAGGGUGAAAGAAUUGGAAGAAAAAGAACGAAAGGAGAGUAAAAAGAUGGCUGAUGAGGAUGCCCUCCGCAAGAUCCGAGCAGUGGAGGAACAGAUUGAAUAUUUACAGAAGAAACUUGCUAUGGCUAAGCAGGAGGAGGAGGCCCUGCUGUCAGAAAUGGAUGUGACAGGCCAAGCCUUUGAAGACAUGCAAGAACAGAACAUCCACCUGAUGCAGCAGCUGAGGGAGAAGGAUGAUGCCAACUUUAAGCUGAUGUCAGAACGUAUCAAGUCCAACCAGAUCCAUAAGCUGCUGAAAGAGGAAAAGGAGGAGAUGGCAGACCAGGUUCUGACACUGAAAACACAGGUAGUAAUGAAAAACAAGAGAGGACAAGAGAGCUGGUGGAGAAGGUGGAAGUGUUGUGGGUUAUCUGUUUUAGGCAGCUGCACACAGGCGUUUGCUCACUCUGCCACUGAGGGAAAGGGGAAAGAAUCAGAAAGGACAAAAUGAGAAAACAGGCGAGAU
Cyanistes caeruleus (blue tit) is the source of this 1557-nucleotide messenger RNA. The record is from RefSeq and is a predicted model, not a curated record. NCBI's taxonomy places the organism in Eukaryota, Metazoa, Chordata, Aves, Passeriformes, Paridae.